Messenger RNA from Cricetulus griseus (Chinese hamster), 2790 nucleotides. Lineage: Eukaryota; Metazoa; Chordata; Mammalia; Rodentia; Cricetidae. The record is from RefSeq and is a predicted model, not a curated record.
CCCGCGCCGGCGCAGACAACGUCGACUGGCCCGGGCCUUCCGCAGCUGGUCCCGAGGUGCCAGCCCCUCCGCGUUCGCUCAUGGAGGGGCGCGUGAGCCCCGCGGGCUCGUCCCACAGCAUCUCCGCCGCGGCCGUGCUCUUCCGCGGCCCCGUGGAGCCUGUCGUCUUCCUGGCCAACUUUGCUCUGGUCCUGCAAGGCCCGCUCACCACGCAGUACCUGUGGCACCGGUUCAGCACCGAGCUCGGCUACAAUGGCACCCGCCACCGGGGGAACUGCGGGAACCAAAGCGCGGAUCCCAUCAUGCAGGAAGUGGAGACCCUGACUUCCCACUGGACCCUCUACAUGAACUUGGGAGGCUUUCUGGUGGGACUUUUCUGGUCCACCCUUCUGGGAGCCUGGAGUGACUGCGUGGGUCGCCGCCCACUGCUGGUGCUGUCCUCUCUUGGCCUGCUGCUCCAGGUCGUGGUGUACAUCUUUGUGGUGCAGCUACAACUGCACGUCGGCUUCUUCGUGCUUGGCCGAGUCCUCUGUGCCCUUCUAGGAGACUUCAAUGGCCUCCUGGCCGCUAGCUUUGCCUCUGUGGCGGAUGUCAGCUCUAACCACAGUCGCACCUUCCGUAUGGCUCUGCUGGAAGCGUGCAUUGGUGUGGCUGGGACCCUGGCAAGCCUUCUCGGGGGCCAUUGGCUCCGGGCCCAGGGUUAUGCCAAUCCCUUUUGGCUGGCUUUGGCCCUGUUGAUCGUCAUGACUCUGUAUGCAGCAUUCUGUUUUGGUGAAACAGUGAAGGAGCCAAAGUCCGCCAGGCUUUUCACGCUCCACCAUCACCAAGCCAUUGUCAACCUGUAUGCAGUCGCAGCCCCAGAGAAGUCCAGGAAGCAUAUAGCGCUGUACUCAUUGGCCAUCUUCGUUGUGAUCACUGUGCACUUUGGGGCUCAAGACAUCCUGACACUCUAUGAGCUGAGCACGCCCCUCUGCUGGGACUCCAAGCUUGUUGGCUAUGGCUCUGCAGCCCAGCACCUAACCUACCUCACCAGCCUGGUGGGCCUAAAACUAAUGCAAUACUGCCUGGCAGACACCUGGGUGGCUGAGAUUGGCCUAUCCUUCAAUAUCCUGGGCAUGGUAGUCUUUGCAUUUGCUACCACCACACCCCUCAUGUUCACAGGGUAUGGGUUGCUUUUCCUGUCUUUGGUCACUACACCUGUCAUCCGGGCCAAGCUCUCCAAGCUGGUGAGCAAGUCGGAGCAGGGAGCUCUCUUUUCCUCGGUGGCCUGUGUGAAUAGCUUGGCCAUGUUGAUGGCCUCCGGCAUCUUCAACUCUCUCUACCCAGCCACUCUAAACUUCAUGAAGGGCUUUCCCUUCCUCCUGGGAGCUGGCCUCCUCUUCAUCCCGGCCAUUCUGAUUGGGGUCCUGGAGAAGGCCAAUCCACACCCUGAAUUCCAGCAGUUUCCUCAGAGUUCCUGAUCUGCCAGAGGCCAUGAGGAACAGUGGACCCACAGCAGCUGGCCUUCUAAAGGCAGUACUCGAUUUUGACAGGGUGGUCAAGCCAGUUAUGGACACCACCUGGUCUCCCACUGUCCAUGCAUAGGAUCUAUAGUCUAACCAGGACAGAUCCACUCAGGGCAGACUACAGGGGGCCAUUUGAGGCAAGGGUUUCUUCGCCCUUUGAUCCAUUCAUCAUUCAGAAACUUCCAGAGUGAAGGAGAUAGCACCUCAGGGACCAAGUGAAGCAUGAGACCUGACUUCUCCUUUCAGCCCAUGGUACUAGGACCCUGAUGUGUGCAGUGGUCUCCAGUCACCCCUAAUGAUAAGUAUGAUACCUGGGGGAGUAUUGUCCCAGAGGGAGAAACACUGUCUGUGGUUGGGAAUCAGCCCUUGACCUCAGCCUACUCACCCUUGACCUCAGUCUAUUCACUCUUGACCUCAGCCAUGUCAUUUGUCACAGUAAAUCAUUUAAGUCAGACUGAAGAGUCACUGGGCUUUGGGGCUUUCUGUCUUCUUGCUCUUAGCCUGUUUGGCACAGUCAGACACCAGCAGCCGCUUGUCUGGAGUUCUUGAGUUGCCUUCGGGGUUGGAACCUGGCAUGCCCCUCCAAGCUCCAGCUGUCUAAGCUGCUGAGGAGUGAAAGGCCUGUGAGCAGUGGAGACACUUGGGCCCAAACCCUGGCGGCUCCUUCCUGUGAGAUCUCUUUUGGCUGCCAUUUGGCCCUCCCAUAUAGUUUGGUGCUGAGCAGGGCCAUGCGCUGAGACCAUCCUCCCUGCUCCCAUGAGUGAAUGGAGGUUGGAAAGACCUGGGCCUAGAGCUCAAAGGCAGACCUGACCUAUUGUGAGCAGCUCUCUCCAAUCUGAUCCAAAGUGGGAGUUUUGUGAUUCUUCAAAUCAGAACUGUUUGUGAGAGCUAGACCCUGCGUCUACCUCUCUACCCACCUACCCUGCAGGGCAGUUUCCUGGCUGGAAACUAUGCAGGUAAAAGAGAAGUCUCCCAGGGAAAACGAAGGCAGCAGGGUCCAUCCUGCUGCCACACUGCUGCCUCACUGCCCCUCUGGAGAUGGAAACUAAGCAAGAAGUGGCCUUCCACUGACCCUACCACUGUGAGGCUGUGAGGCAGGAAAGGCUCCACUCUGGCACCUUGAUCUGGAAUAAACCUAGUGAAAACUGGGUCAGCACUCUGCCCAAACUGUCUGGUUACAAGGACCACACCUAAUUGCAUGUGUUAGGAAGCCCAGUGGUUCGAUGCUCUGGAUCCCUCCAUCUUCAUAUAUCAGGAUGAGAUGCCUAGUGAAGGGAUGGACAAA